Rhododendron vialii is the source of this 377-nucleotide messenger RNA. Its product is annotated as protein RADIALIS-like 6. Lineage: Eukaryota; Viridiplantae; Streptophyta; Magnoliopsida; Ericales; Ericaceae. Gene Ontology annotation, molecular function: DNA-binding transcription factor activity. The record is from RefSeq and is a predicted model, not a curated record.
AUGGAAUCAAACUCUGUAAAUUCAGCAUGUAGGGCAAAGGGGUCCCCAUGGACACCACAGGAAAACAAGUGGUUCGAGCAGGCUUUGGCUAGGUUUGACAAGUAGGACACUCCAGACCGGUGGCUGAAUGUAGCAAGGGCUGUGGGUGGAGGCAAAUCUGCAGAGGAAGUCAAGGGACACUAUGAUAUACUUCUUGAGGAUCUCCGGCGGAUCGAGUCAGGUCGGGUCCAGAUUCCCAAUUACAGGUGAUUCAGUGAUGCAAGCAAUGGCAAUACCGAUGAGGAUCAUAGGUAAACACAUUUACCCGGCUUUGCUCGUUUAGUAUUUUUACCAUAAUUUUCAAUUUCUUCAAAGUAGGAGGUGAUCCAGCCGCACCU